Molecule: messenger RNA, 1681 nt
Organism: Synchiropus splendidus (mandarinfish)
Lineage: Eukaryota; Metazoa; Chordata; Actinopteri; Syngnathiformes; Callionymidae
Gene: otub1b
Product: OTU deubiquitinase, ubiquitin aldehyde binding 1b
Exons: 8
Coding region: 62-904 (280 amino acids)
Biological process (GO): protein K48-linked deubiquitination; negative regulation of double-strand break repair
Cellular component (GO): nucleus
Molecular function (GO): cysteine-type deubiquitinase activity; ubiquitin binding
Source: RefSeq, a predicted model, not a curated record
AAGUACGCAAUGCGUUACGUCACAGAGUGGGAGGAAACAGUGAAAUCCACACACAGCUAAGAUGGCGGAGGAGCAGCAAGAAUCGCCGCAAGGAGAGAUGGAGGAGAAAGACCACACCUGUGUACUUUCAAACGCAGAGGAAAAAGGAGUGAACUGCCUCGCGGAUGAUGAGGCCAUUAUUGCUCAACAAGACAGAAUUCAACAAGAGAUUGCCAACAGAAAUCCUCUAGUGUCAGACAGACAGUUUCUGACGGUGCUUCAAGGAGAGUAUGCUGCGGAUGACACAGUUUAUCAGCGCAAGAUCAAGGACCUACACAAAAAAUACUCGUACAUUCGUAAGACGAGACCAGAUGGCAAUUGUUUCUACAGAGCUUUCGGUUUCGCACAUCUCGAGUCCUUGCUAGAUGACAGCAAAGAGCUACAGAAGUUCAAAGCACUUGCAGCUAAGAGUAAACUGGACCUUGUUAAUGAAGGAUUCAUUGAGUUCACCAUUGAAGACUUCCACAACACGCUCAUGGACUUGAUUGAACUGUGUGAGAAGCAGCCGAGUCUUCAGGAGCUGCUGAGCUCCUUCAACGACCAGUCCGUGUCAGACUAUGCUGUCGUCUACCUGCGGCUGCUCACCUCAGGCCACCUGCAGCGAAAGCACGAAUUCUUUCAGAAUUUCAUCGAGGGAGGUCGAUCCGUUAAGGAGUUCUGUCAACAGGACGUGGAGCCUAUGUGUAAAGAAAGUGACCACAUUCACAUCAUCGCCUUAGCACAGGCCCUGAAUGUAUCCAUCCUGGUGGAGUACAUGGACAGAGGAGAGGGAGGAACUGUCAAUCACCACAUCUUCCCUGAAGGAGGCGACCCUCGCAUCUUCCUCCUGUACAGACCCGGCCAUUAUGACAUCUUGUACAAAUAGCACACUCCAGUCACACACACACACACACACACACACACACACACACACACACACACACACACACACACUCAUCAUAGUCAUGCUCCUCCAGCUGUGUUUGGCAGUGGCAGGUGCUUGGAAAACUUCAACAGCCACAAUGAAGAGACGUACAUCAGUGGAAGAGAUUACACUCAUGUGAUUGAAUCAAUAAAUAAAAGAUAAUUCACCACACAUGCCCGAUACUCGAUUCCCCCUCGACUGUCACGAAAUGGUUAAGUCAAGAAUCUUAGAAGUGACUCCUCACAUUUAGAGUUGUACAGUUUUUUUUUCUUUUGUGGUUGUAAAUGUUAUCUACUUGCAUUAUGAUGAUGGAUUUGUUUCCUUUGUUACACUGCGUUCAUUGAGUUUUAUUAAAGGGAUUUACAUCUUAACCGGGUUGGAUCUUGGUUUUUCAAAUGGCCAAAGUGUAAACAUUCAAGGAGUCAUUUGAGAGAUAAAAGAUUUCUCAAGCAAAAUUGUGAAUGUUAAUGUUGCCAGUUGCAUUUUCAGUUAUUUCGAACAAUAGUAUAUAAAGUAUGAGCAUGACACCAUACACUACUCUUUAAAAUUUGGAUCGGAGGUUUUUUUUUCCCUUUUUAAGGCCUUUUUUCAUGCAAUAGUCACACUGUAAUGUUUUCUCCGAACACAGGUUUCGAAAUCGAAAUCAGCUUUGCAGGCAGACAAAAAACGUGAAACAGAAGAAUAUGUGCACCGGUGCUAUGAAGGAAAUGUAAUAAAUACGUUGCAAUGUGAAUUGAA